ACAGCCGCUGUAUUGUUGUCAAACCAUCAAUUUUGACAUUCCAUUUUGUUUUGUUGAAAAAAUUUCCAAAAUAAAUUUUAAUUCCAUCAAAUAAUUCUCAAAAUAAUAAAAAAAACACCCACAAAAUUUCAAAUAAAUAAUGACUUCCCUUCAAGACCGAUCAAUACCCAAUCGCAUUGCUCUCGACAAAUGGUCAAAACGUGAACAACUAUGUUUAGCCUCAGCUGUAUCAUGCAGCGGCGACCAAAACUGGAUGACUGUCAGUCGCUCCUUAAAACUUUUAUGCGGCACCAACCACCCACCCGAUUGGUUUUCACAAAAACUAUGCGCUGUUAAAUACGGUGAGUUAUUAGAAAAUGUUGAAACACCAAAGCGCAAAAAACGAACAACAUCUGACAAUGCUGCAGCAGCUCCAAGCAUUGCCGAAACACCAACAGACUCUAUUUUGCGUCGUCUCACCGAGGAACGCAUUCAAGAGUUAAAAUCAGAAAUCCGCGAACAACAAGAAACUUAUGCUAAACUUUAUACAGAUGUUGUUCAUUUACAAACUGGUAAUUCCAAUGAGGAACAAAUUAGAGCAAUGUGGAUGGAAAUUGAACGAGAGCAGGAGCAGGAUCGAAAAGCUAGAGCUAGAAAACAACAACAACAACAACAAAUGUCUGGUGGACAAGUUGAAAUGUCUUCAAGAAAUUGGCGUCAAGGUCAACAACAGUUUCAUAUUCAACAACAACAAAUGACGACUCCUGUAAAACAAGACCAAGACAUGGACAUUGACGAGACUUGUAAACCUCAAGGAACUUCUCCUUUGCUUUCUUCUCUUCUUAAAUCUAGUUCCCCAUCUUCAGUGGUUGCCACAACUCCUACCACAAGCACUGUCAGAGUUAACGCUCCAACAAUUACAAAUCUACUCACAGGAGUUGUUAGUUCCACUGUUUCUGCACCUUCUUUAUUACAACAGUCUUCUAGCUUUCAAAAUGCUCCACUUUCAAAGCCUCUAACUGGGCCAGGACCUGGUGAGAGGCACCAAACUCCUGCCCAGGCUGCUUUAAGCCCUUCUCAGUCGGCUCCGACUUUAUCCAUGCUUUUGGAAAAGAAUAAAGCUCUUCCAAAAGAUCAGCCGCCUGCUCCUCAACAAAAUAAGCAACUCUUUGAUGAGAUAAAGUCAACUGCUCCUCAGGUUGAUGAUGCAUCUCCUGAUGUUAACACUGAAACAGAUGAACCUCUCGAAGAAGAUGAACCAAUGGAAGAUGGAACAUUGACACCGACAAAAGAAGAGGAGCAGCAACUUAUGGAAGUCUUUAAGAAUUUAAUGCCUGAUAAUAUUGAUGAAUUGGCUGAGAUACUUACAAAUAAUCAUGGUAUCUUAAAUCCGGCGAUUCUUGAAGAAGAAUCGAUAUUAGAGGGUGUUGAAUCUUUAAUGGAUGAAAAUCAAGAAGUUGAUGAUGAUCAGUUGGAUGUUAAGCCAGAAGAAAGUGGGGAUUUGGUUGAUGAUUCAAAAAACCCUAAAAUCGAAGAGAAGGAAGUUUUGGAGGAAGCUAUUACUAAGACAGAAAUUAAGGAUAUAAAAGAAGAAAAAGAAGUUGAAUCUGAUGAGAAAAAGGCUUCUAAAGUAGAAGAAAUCGAUGUCAAAGAAGAAAAACCACCUUCUUCAGAAGAAGAAGAAGAUAAAACCAAAGUUGAUACAGAUAAAAUAGAAACAAUAUCAAGUGAUGAUUCUAGCGAUAAUGUUCCUCUAUCAUCACAUACAAGCAACAACACUAAAGAUGAUAAACCGCCAUCAGUUGUUGUAACAGAAAUUAAAGAUGAUGUAUCAAUUGUUGUUGUUCAAGAUACUCCUACGGAAUCGCCAAUGGUAAUUGAUGAAGAAGAUAGCCAACCGGAAGCAGAAAUUGUAUCAGAUAAGAUGAAGGAGGAAGUUAAAGAAGAUGGUGGAGAGGUGGAAGCUCCGCAGAUAGAUGAUGAUGUUGAAAUUAUUAAAACUGAACAACCAUCGAGUUUGGAUAAUAGAAAAGAUUCGAUGAGUGAUAGUUCAGAUGUUAUUAUUAUUCCAACUGAUGAUGAAUCGAAUGAUGGGAAAGUUGAUGUAAAACCAAAAAAGAGCAAUGAUACUCCAGCGAUACAAGUGGAAGAGCAAAGCAAAUCUGUGGAGUCGAUUGCUCAAACCAACGAAAUUGAAAUCGAGACAUCUCAGGAAGCAAUUACAUCCAUUUGUUUGCCUGAUACAGACGAUGAGUCGACUAACUUUGAAGCACCAUCAACAUCUUUUAAAGAUGAAAAAUUCAAUAGUAGCAAACAACCAGUUCAAAACAAAAAACCAGAAUCUUCUUCUCAAAUCGAUCAAAGAUCUGAAGAAGAAGUUAAGCCAGCCCUGACAGCAGUACGCAAACUACGAGAUCGUGAUCGUUCAGAGAGUCCAUUGGUAGAGGACGACACCAGUGACAAUUCAACAACGCAGCGCCUUCGCCGUAGAUACUCAUCAACGCCAGUAAUUGACAGCAUUCCAAAUUCACCAGCCUCCGGUGACGAUCGGGAACUAAAAGUGUGGAAAAAAUCCUUAAUGACAGUCUACAAUAACUUGUUAACCAAUAAAAAUGCUUCGAUAUUCCUUCGACCUAUCACCGACGAACAGAAUCCACUUUUCAAGCAAGUUUGCCGUCGUCCAAUGGAUCUGCAAAUCAUUAAACGUCACAUUGAAAAUGGAACCAUUCGAAAUAUAACCGAUUUUCAGAGGGAUGUCUUUUUAAUGUGCCAGAAUGUAAUCAUUACUUUUAAGAAAAGUUCCUCUUACACCAGCAUGGCUAAGGAUCUUAUGUUAGACUUUGUUCAGAUUAAGGAUCAAAUUAUUGAUGCAAAGAUGGAGAAAAUAUUUUCAUCUUCAUCAACGUCGUCUUCAUCGCCAUAUACACCAGGUAUUAAGGUGCGCGGAAGUUCACGAAAAAGUCAACGAUUACCCUAAACUGUUCUAUCGAAGGUGUUUUUUUUUUUUUUUAAUUUUUAGUUUUAAGCUAUGAAUGUAGCAUUAGUUUUUAAAAAACAGAAGUAUACUUAAAAUAAUAAAAAAUGUAU
Episyrphus balteatus (marmalade hoverfly) is the source of this 3066-nucleotide messenger RNA. It is a transcript of the gene Brd8, whose product is annotated as bromodomain-containing protein 8. The record is from RefSeq and is a predicted model, not a curated record. Lineage: Eukaryota; Metazoa; Arthropoda; Insecta; Diptera; Syrphidae. The coding region runs from base 140 to 2956 and encodes 938 amino acids. Gene Ontology annotation, molecular function: protein binding. The transcript is spliced from 2 exons. Gene Ontology annotation, cellular component: NuA4 histone acetyltransferase complex.